UUAGUCGACAGCAGCCGUCUCUCUCUAUCUGUGAGUGUGUGUGUGUGUGUGUGCUCUCUGUCUCAAACAUUCUCGCCAACAUGCCUCAAGCAUGACAAUAAACUGGUUUAGCUGGGUGAAGGGGUAAAAGCAAUGUAACAGAAAACUUUCGACAAGUCCCACCUGGACUAGAAGCACGGCGCAGUUGUGGAGGAAAACAUGGUGAAGAAGGCAACAUGACGGGAGUAAAGUUUAACAUGGAAGUUUGACGAGUCAAUAACAGCGGGACUACAGUAUGGCACGACGCUCUCAGUGUUCCUCUGCUGGGGAUAACCCCCUGGACCCCAACUACCUCCCCCCUCACUAUCGGGAAGAGUACCGCUUAGCCAUUGACGCACUGAUUGAGGAGGACUUGGAGGGAUACUAUCAGUUCCUCCAAAAAGCAGAUGUGGUGGACUUCCUAUCCACACCUGAGAUUCACUAUAUUCAAAGCUCUGUCCAGGUCCCUCAGCAGAGCAACUACCCUGAACAACAUUUUCUGGAGAUUGGGGGAGAUGGCUCCUCAGACACUUACUGGCCGAUUCACUCGGACCUGGAAGCCCCAGGCUUGGACCUUGGCUGGCCUCAGCUGCAUCCCUUCCUUGGACCCACAGAGGUCACCACUCUGGUCAACCCGCCUGAGCCUGACAUGCCGAGCAUCAAGGAGCAGGCACGACGACUUAUCAAGAAUGCUCGACAGGUGGUUGCUAUAGUGAUGGACAUGUUCACUGAUGUUGACAUGUUUGCGGAUAUUCUCGAUGCUGCCAUGAGGAACGUUGCUGUCUACAUCAUUCUGGAUGAGCAGAAUGCACAUCACUUUGUCCACAUGGUUUCCAACUGCAGAGUCAAUCUACACAACAUUCAACUUUUGCGCGUGAGAACAGUGUCUGGCAUCACGUAUCACUGCCGCUCAGGGAAAUCCUUCAAAGGUCAGAUGAUGGAUCGUUUCUUGUUGACAGACUGCAGGGCUGUGCUGAGUGGAAACUACAGCUUCAUGUGGUCUUUUGAGAAGCUCCACCGCUGUAUGGCACACCUUUUCCUUGGACAGCUUGUAACGACCUUUGAUGAAGAGUUUCGGAUUCUGUACGCUCAGUCUGAACCGCUGGUGAUUGAAAAUGUCAAUCCAAUGGAAGAGUUUAGCCUUGUUCAGAAGAGGCAAUAUCCAAGUGAAAGAACAAUGUACAGAGAGCCAAAGAAAUUUCAGUCACUGGACACCGCUCAUCCAGAGGAAUGGCUGAGACAUUCCUAUGAUGAACGUAUGGAUAUUGAUCGGAGAAUGAUGCCUCUCAAAAAGCAGGAGUCCCUGCAUGGCCCUGCAGAAAUGUAUGGUAGAUUUCCAUCUCAGCAAUCUCGCAUGGAUCCUUCCUUUGAUCAGGGCCCCUCCAGGAUGCCCUUGAUGGAAAAUCUCGCCUUCAAACGUCACAGUUAUGCUGAAGGUGCUCAUGGUAGAUUCUCCUACCCAUUCUUGCAGCAACAGGGAAUGCCAGAGCCUGAGAACCAGGGAAGGCAGUUUCACAGGGGGCAGCAACCUUAUCUAGGACCAGGAAAAGAAGCAGAUUACAGUACCUAUGACAAGUUCUGGAACCAAGACUUUCAAUCAGCAGAUCAGUACUCUGAACCUGGUUUCCCACAGGAGAUUGAACCACCUGAUAACUUUGACCCUGUGCUGAACUAUUUAUCAUCAACCAGAUUAGCAGACUUUGACCAGGGUUCAGAGAGAUUACCACCUGGAGCAGAUUUACCGUUUGGUUCAUCUCACCAUAGAAGACUGAGUUUGGGCAAGCUACGUGCAUCUCAAGUAUCUCCCACCCCCUCAAAUCCAGAUCAGAAGCCGUUAAUUCAGGAGCCGAACACAGAUCGCAAGGAUCCCAUGGUGAAACGGGGGCUAAGAAACUGGAGGAUUAGCUCCUACCUCAGUACAUAUGACAAUACAGGAGAUGAAGGCCUGCCAUCGACACCACCUAAUGCACCAGAUCCUUUUGAAGAGACCACCAACGUCAUACAGCAAACACCAGGCACAGAUUUACAGGUCCCGAAAAUCCCCAAUGUCAGAGAGUUUAAGGUUCCUGCAAUACCCAGGGUAAGUCAGGUGCCAAGUUAUGCCAAAACCACAGCACGAGAACAGCCAAAGAAAUUGCUUGAUGAACCAACUGCAGCAGCAGCAGCAGAGACCAAAACAACACCAACACCUUCAGAAUCAUCAUCCACAACUGAAACAGACAAGAUGGAGGAGGCAGAACAAAAGGAACCAAAAACUGUUGGUCUUCGAAGGGAGGAGUCGUUCCGUAGGAAAUACAAUGCAGCAAUACCGAGGAGCUCUAGGUUAAGAUCAUCUCUGAUUUUCAGCUCUAUGGAGCAGCAGAAUACUUCUCAAGACACCAAAACUGCUCCAGGCCAACAGGAUGAGGAAACUGACAAAAAUGAGGCAGAACAGACAAAACUACCUUUUGUUUCUCAGGUUUUGGGACAAAGAAGGGCUACUGCAAGAGAACCGUUUGAAUGGACCCGUUACAUAAAGUCAGCCACCUUUGAUAGCUCUUCCACAGACCCAUCCAAACAAGAUGAUGGAAACCGUAAAGCAGAUGAUAAAGAUUCACCAAAGGAAGAAAAUUCAAAAACUCUUUCAGAAGUACAAGAACCGCCAGAUGUAGAGCAAACAAAUUCUUCACCAUCAGUGCCUCAAUCAAAGGCUUCUGAAGCUAAGCUGCCCAAAACUGAUCAACCAUUACAGUCAUCCAAAUCUUUCCUCGCCACUCCAUCCCAUGUAGAUAUGAAUGAUCCUGAUAAGAGGCUCAUGUUUUUCAAAGAAUUGGCAGCAAAACGCAAAGCUGCUAAGGCUGCAGAACUUGAAAAGAGUAAAGAUAAUGCUUCGCUGAAACCAACAACUGAGCUGAAAAACAAUACUACUGUUAUAAAGAAGGAACCUGUACCAAAAGAAACCGCAGAAAAGAAGACUGACACUUCAACAUCUGAGAGUUUAUUAGAAAAAAAUGCUGCUGCAGAGGAUGCAGGGAAAACAGAAGCAUGCAAGUCAGUCAGUCUGUCUUUAGAUGUCAGUGAUAAGUCAGGACAGGACAGUCAGGUUAUGACUGAUCCCAAAAGCUUUAAACAAGAACAAACCAGCGUUUCAACUGAUUUAGAGGGUACUAAGCUAAAGAAAAGCCAGUCAGCAGUAACUCUGCCUGUCUUGGCAGAAAAAGAAGCACCUCAGAGCAAACCACCAGCAGAGCGAAAGCUGUCAAAUCCUGCUGUAAAAACAAGGAGCCCCAGUCAGCCACCUACACCAACAAAUGCUACUCCUGCUAGUGUUUCUUCUCUUGCAAAAGGCACUAACGGAAGUGAAAGCCCACGCCUUGAUUCUACCUCAAAGGAGUCUAGUUCACUCAUUCCUAGUUUAGUGGAGGUAUCACCAUCUUCUACAUCUGCUGCACUGAAUUCUAACAUCCCAAAUCCUAAAUCAGUUCAGUCAGAAACCAGCACAUCCACUUCUCCACUGCUACCCAAACAACAAGCUGGAACAGAAUUAAGCUCUUCCAAACCAUUGGGCCAGAGUUCUUCCUCUGAUCACAUUCUGCCAGAUUCGGGUUCACAGAUCAGUCCAAGUCCUGCACCAACUUCAGCAGACACCACACCCUCCAAAGUUACCCAAGCAGACUCGAGCUCAACCCUAACUUCCAGCAAAGGGUCCCCAAAAACAAAGCAAUCUGUCAGCUCCUCAGUGCAAGAACCCUCCCAAAUGACAUCAUCUGAGACCCCUUCAGGAGAUGACUCUGCACAUUUGGAAUCUAAUAUUUCUGCUGACACAUGUGCUGCUGGUUCAGAGAAAAACUUAUCCUCAUUAGAGUCCACGUCAAAGACGGACUCUAAAGAACAUUGUGCUCCUACACCUUCAGAAGAAGAUGUUCCUGCAUCAGAAAACAUCACUCUUCGAAAGGCUGUUGAAGAGGAAUCUGAGCAUUCUGGAUCAUCAAAGGAUGUCAAAGCUGACAGCACACCUCCUAGCCUUAGCACUUCAUUGCCUGAAUCUAAUCUAUCUGAUGUGUCUGAUCUGGAAAGGAAAUCCAAAUCUGAUCGAAAUGAGGCUGUAAGUCCUACUCCCUCCGCAGCAGACACUCCACCCAAGCAGUCUGCAGCAGAAUUAAGCUCUCCUGUCCAUCCAGACUUAACUCCUAAUGUUUCCCAGGCAAAAGCAACUGCAUCACCUCAAGAUGCACCAAUACAAGCGACCCCUCCCUCUGAACUUAACCUGAAAGGAUCUGUCACUCCUACUCCUGCUGGAACAGUAUCAUGUUCUCCUCUAACGGUGUCAGUUGGAUCAGUUUUGUCACCUGAGGGUGAAAAAACAUUGUCUGCAUUGCACAGUCCCCAAGAUACUAACGCUCUUCCCAAACAGAUUCCAAAAGACUCAAAUGAAACUCCACUCCUCCCAUCAGCAGAAUCAUCUAGCUCAGCUGAGCCUACCUCAAAAGUCCCAAAAGAGGCUGAUCUGCCCUGCAAAACACCUGAAUCUGUGAUUUCUAAAACCCAUCCUUCAGAGCCACUCGUACCUGCUAAAACAGUAUCAUGUUCUUCUCCUCUAACUGAGUCAGUUGGGUCAGCUUUGUCUCCUGAGGCUGAAAAAUCAUCAUCUGCAUUGCCCAGUCCCCCAGAUACUAAGUCUCCUCCUAAACAGGUUGCAACAGACUUAAACAAAACUCCAAAGCUCCCAUCAACAGAAAGGUCCAGCCCAACUGAGCCUACCUCAAAAGUCCCAAAAGAGGUUGAUCUGUCCUGCAAAACACCCGAAUCUGUGACUCCUGAAACCCAUCCUUCAAAGCCACUUCUACCUGCUGAAACAGUGUCAUGUUCUCCUCCAACUGAGUCAGUUGGAUCAGUUUUGUCCCUUGAAGCUGAAAAGUCAUCACCUGAAUCGCACAGCCCCCCAGAUACUAGCUGUCUUCCCAAGCAGAUUGCAACAGACUUAAAUAAAACUCCAAAGCUCCCAUCAACAGAAACGUCUAGCCCAAGUGAGCCUACCUCGAAAGUCCCAUCACAGCCCAAUCUGCCAUGCAAAACACCUGAAUCUGUGACACCUGAAACCCAGCCUUCAGAAUCACAGGUAACUGCUGAAAAUAGUAAUAUGGACAGUCAGAAUAAAGUAAGCAAAGAGCCUGAAAAGCCUGACCUUGGUAAGAAAGAAACUGCUGAUACCACAAAAGAGGUUAAUAAAGAAACUGAUCUUCAGCUCGUUAAGAAAGAAACUGCUGAUACCAAGACCACAAAUGAUUUUAAUAAAGAAACUGAUCUUCAGCUCGUUAAGAAAGAAACUGCUGACACCACGACCACAAAUGAUUUUGAUAAAGAAACUGAGCUUCAGCCUGUUACGAAAGAAACUACUGACACCACGACCACAAAUGAUUUUGAUAAAGAAACUGAGCUCCAGCCUGUUAAGGAAAAAACUGUUGAUACCAAGGACAGAAAUGAGGUUAAUAAAGCCACUACACAGGGAUCAGUCUGCAUUGAGAAAACAAAUGACCAAGUAAAGCAAAAUAAUUGCUCUGAAUCGCCAGAGGUCACAUCAGAUAAAGUAUCUCCCCAGUCACCACAGUCCAAGCAGCCAAAAUCAAGCCAGUCUCGCUAUCAAUCAUCAACAGCCAACGUGCUCUCAAGCAGCAACCUCAGAGACGAUACAAAGCUGCUUCUAGAGCAAAUUUCUGCUAAUAGCCAAAACAGGAACGAAGCUGCCAAAGACUCCCCUGUCACAGAUGACGAGAAAGAAGACAAAGCUGACAAAAAGCAGGAGAAAGAAAAAGGGAUCAGCUCACUCACCAGAGGGCAGCCUAAGAUAAGUGAAGAUCGUGAGAAGUUGUUAGAGAGGAUUCAGAGCAUGAGGAAGGAGAGGAAAGUUUACAGCCGAUUUGAGAUGGCACCUUAAAUGGGAUCCGAUGAAAGUUGAGAGGAUAAACAGCACACACGGUGUGUGUAGCAAGAAGCAAAUUCAAGUAAAACACUGAGAUGAUGGGGUAGCCAAGUAGCUCACCUGGUAGUGUUUGCGCUCCAUGUACUGAUGCUGAGACCCCCCCCCACCGACCACCCAUUCUCAUCACUCUUUGUCUGUAGUUUCCAAUAAAGGCAAAAGACCAAAAAAAGCUGAAAUGAUGACGAAGGCAUUUUAUCACCAAAUAUAUUUAACAGAAAUAGAUUUCUCUAUUUGUAUUCUGCAAACAAGGCACAUUAUGUGAAGAAGAGGCAGCAAAGCAGUAUCGUGGCACUGAACUUGAAAGGGCAGAACAUUAAGUAAAAUAACUAAAAAUAUAAACCUGGUGACCAACAAAGGGCUUCUUGUGGGUGAAUCACCAAGAUGUUACCAGUGUAAAAAGUACAUGGACUGAGACUACAUGUGUGAUCAAAUAUGUUUUUUACUGACUGCAUGGGUAAAGUGCAAUGUUUGCAACAGGUUGCUUCUAUGAUGAGGUCUGUUCUCGCCUUUUUGACAGCCAUUAUUGAUGUUAUCUGGUUUUAAGACAAAAUGUGACAUAAAAGUGUAACAUAAUCUUAAGUAGUAGGAGUUUGUACAACUGUAAUAUACUGUAGCUUAUAUUUUAGUAUUUCACAAUCAUGUUAAAGAUGUUGAUAAUCACAUGUCUGUGAAACAAGUGGAUAUAUAAAUGUAUAUCCAUGCAGGACUGUUGUUGUUCUGGUGUAAAUAAAUGAUAGCUUUAAAUCUUUGUAAGCUGAAACAGACAUGGAAUUGAUGAAAAAUGAUGAACAAACCUGAGAUUGAAACAGAUCUGCAGCUAAAACAUGAUGUACCUACAAUACGAAUGUAUAGAUGAUUGCACCACACAGUAUGUAAUGUUUUUUUGUUUCUUUUUUUCUAUCAAACUUUGAUUACAACAGGACUCAUAGAGGAUAAAUGUCAGUUUUCCAAGCUGCUUGUAGUGGUCUUAAAGGGUCAGUUCAUCCAAAUUACCUGAGUCAUCCAAAUUAUUUGUAUUUUGAUGAUUUGGGAACAAACAACAUAAGGAAAGAUAUGCUGCUUUUUAAGUGUUUCAAUUGUUGGAUUCCUGUAUGGCAACAUUCCACUGGGGCUGAGUGACUCAGACGUGGUUAUGUUUGUAAUUUGCUGGAACUGACCCUUUAACUGUCUCUGAAAAUGUGCUUUGUUGAAUGAAAACUUGUCAUACCUGUACACUGAGAAGAGAAAUUCCAAAACUGCAAAAUAUUUACACAACACUAUGUAAAACUGUACUCUCAUAGUUCUACUUUUUUAUAAUGGAUCUAUCAAACUGUCUUCAGCAACACUUGCCUUUUGUAAAUAAAAUUUCUUAAAGUGUU
This is a messenger RNA of Epinephelus lanceolatus (giant grouper), 7335 nucleotides long. RefSeq names its product family with sequence similarity 83 member Ha (gene sack1ha). Gene Ontology annotation, molecular function: protein kinase binding; keratin filament binding. Gene Ontology annotation, biological process: positive regulation of cell migration; protein localization to cytoskeleton; intermediate filament cytoskeleton organization. The record is from RefSeq and is a predicted model, not a curated record. Gene Ontology annotation, cellular component: keratin filament. NCBI's taxonomy places the organism in Eukaryota, Metazoa, Chordata, Actinopteri, Perciformes, Serranidae.